UAGAUAGAGAUAUAGACCCACAAAACCCUCUUCUUGAGUGUCACCCAUUGGAGAUAGUAGAUAGAUAUAGUACUACUACUACUGCUAGCUCUAUAGCUUAGCCCCCACUUCAAACACAUCCCGCAAACAAAGAAAACACCACCACUUUUCUUAUAAUGGAAACUGGUCAUCAUCAUGAUAAUAUUGAAAACUCUAUCCAAAGACCAAAUUUCCCAUUACAAUUGUUAGAGAAAAAAGAAGAUCACCAUACAAUAUGUUCAAACUCACUUCAUGAUCCUAGUUCAUCAAAUCAAGAACCAAACAAGAAACAACAACCUCAGCCAAAAAGAGCUUCAACAAAAGACAGACACACUAAGGUUGAUGGUCGUGGUCGUAGAAUUCGAAUGCCAGCAACAUGUGCAGCUAGGGUUUUUCAACUCACUAAAGAAUUAGGUCACAAAUCUGAUGGUGAAACUAUUGAAUGGCUCUUACAACAAGCUGAGCCUUCAGUUAUUGCUGCCACUGGUACUGGUACUAUUCCAGCAAAUUAUUCCUCACUUAACAUUUCUUUAAGAAGUUCAAGACACCACAACAAUAAUUACCUAGCACAAAAUCUUGGUCAUGACCCUUAUCAAGGUCGAAAUUAUUUUAAUGGGGCUGGUUUAUUUUCCUCCGAAAAUUCGUCGAUGGGGUUUAAUAUUUUUCCUAGUGGGAAUUUAGCCAUGUUACAAGCUAAAGAGGAACUAUGUGAUCAGAUUCACGACGAAGUUGAUAGGGAUCAGGGUGAUAACGAUAAUAUUGGAAAAAAGAGGAGGUCAGAAGAUCAAGAUUUGAUGCCGGUGUUACAAAAUUACCAUAUGGGUAAUAUGUUACAACAAUCUAGUAGUUAUGGGUCAAUUCCAGCAAGUCAUCAAGGGCAAACACCGGCAACAACAUUGUAUAUGAUGACAAAUAGUAGUACUAAUAAUUCUAGUCAUCAUGACCCUAAUAAUUCUAUGUGGGCAUCUCCUAGUAAUAUUGACAACUCAAAUAUUAGAGGAGGAUUAUUAAAUUUUAUGAAUUCUCAUCAACCAAUUUUGGGGACACGUGGCGGCGGCGGGACGGCAGUGGAAGGGCAGUUGGGAAUAUUGGCUGCGAUGAAUUCGUUUAGACAAAUGGGUCAUGCUAGUGGUUUUUCUAAUCAGCAUAAUAGAGAUGAUAAUCAUGGAAAUGCUCACCAUCAUCAUCAUUCUUGAGAUGUAUGUAAUUUUUUGUGCUUAAAUUUUUAAUUUCUUUUGAUAGUGCUUGUAAGGGGAAAAUUAAAUACAGUAUCUAUGUAGUAAUUACUAGUAGUAGAUUGUAUUAAUAAUAGGGAAAAUUAAAUUUCUCGAAUAUUGAGAGCAAAAAUGUCUUUUAAUGGGAUUUCUUAAGAAAAUUUUAGUGUUUGGCAAGAA
Molecule: messenger RNA, 1412 nt
Organism: Lycium barbarum (goji berry)
Lineage: Eukaryota; Viridiplantae; Streptophyta; Magnoliopsida; Solanales; Solanaceae
Product: transcription factor TCP15-like
Exons: 1
Coding region: 156-1214 (352 amino acids)
Cellular component (GO): nucleus
Molecular function (GO): sequence-specific DNA binding; DNA-binding transcription factor activity
Source: RefSeq, a predicted model, not a curated record